CUUCACUUCACUCCGCUCUCGAGUCAGUUAAGCGGCCGCAUCCGACGCGCUCGUUUCGUUGCAGUUUUGCGUCCGCGAGGGCAACCAUGAAUCUGUGUUGGCUGUCCAUGCUAUUUGCGGCUGCCUCUUGGUCAAGUUGGGGAGCUGCCUUAUCAACACCUUGCCAGCUUAAAGAGACCCACUAUGGAAGCGUUUGCGUCUGCAAUAGCAGCUACUGCGACUAUCUGGAGCAGCCAGUCCUCGGUGAUAAUGAUCAGAUUGUGCUGAUUAGCUCGAGCAAGAAUGGGCUGCGAUUCAUACGAUCUGAAGGCAGCUUUCUAGACGAGAAGGCCUUGGAAGUGCAGGAUCAGCAAUGGAUCGAUAGUAACUUUGUAACCGAUACGCUUGUUGUGGAGCAAAAUAAAGUUUGGCUGCAGUUCGCAAACAUUUCUCAACGCUUUGCCUUCAAUGUGACCAUAAAGACCGUGCAGUUAACAGUUCAGCGCGAGGUACGUUACCAGAAGAUAACGAAUUUCGGAGGCGCAUUCACGGGCAGCGUCUCUCACAUUAUACAGCAGCUGCCUAAAGAUCUGCAGGAUCAUAUCUAUAAAUCCUAUUUCCAUGCCGAUGGCAUUGGCUAUAACUCGAUACGCAUGUCGAUCGGUGGCUCCGACUUUGAUCUACAGCCCUGGGCCUACAACCAGUUGCCGCGCAAUGAUCCAUUACUCAGCAACUUCACCAAACUUGAUUCACGGGAUCUUCAAAAGAUUGAGCAGUUAAAGCGUUUGAAAGCAAUUGCCAAAUUGAAUAAUCUGAAAAUUAUGGCCGCCGCUUGGAGUGCACCCACUUGGAUGAAGAGCAACAACCGAUGGACGGGCUAUGGUCAGCUGAAAUCGGAGUACUAUCAGGCCUGGGCGGAUUACCAUUUGAAAUUCCUCGAACUGAUGCAGUCUAUAAAUAUGCCCGUCUGGGCCAUAUCCACUGGCAAUGAGCCGUUAAACGGUGUCAUCGGCUUCUUUUUCAUACACUUUAUGAGCAUGGGUUGGACGCCCUGGCAGCAGGCAAUUUGGCUCAACGACUAUCUGGGCCCGACCAUUAGGCAGUCCAAGCAAAGCCAAGUGCUCAUUUUUGGCAACGACGAUCAGCGCUAUACGUAUCCCUCCUGGUUUCGCAAGAUGCGCGCCUCGCGCACCAAUGCACUCGACUAUCUCGAUGGCCUGGCGGUGCAUUGGUAUUGGGAUGAGAUCUUUGGGCCGCAGCUUAUAGAUCGGGCCCAUGCGGAAAUGCCAGAUAAGUUGAUAUUAAACACGGAAUCCUGCAUCGGCGACAAGCCCUGGCAGACACAUGGCCCCGAGCUGGGCAACUGGGGGCGUGGCGAGAGCUACAUGCGCGCUUAUAUGCAGGACUUGCUGCACAAUUUUAACGGCUGGCUCGACUGGAAUCUGGUGCUCGACGAGCAGGGCGGUCCGAACUAUGUGCACAAUUACGUGGAUGCUCCGGUGAUUGUGAAUACAACAAGUCGCUCUGAAUUCUACAAACAGCCCAUAUACUACGCCAUUGGGCACUUUAGCAAGUUUCUGCCAGAGCAGUCCGUGCGGAUCGAGGCGAGAACCAAUGAAACGGAGUCCUUUGCGCAGCUGAGCGUGGUAGGCUUUCAAAGGCCGGAUGGCAGCGUGGCGGUGAUCUUGUACAAUGGCGAAAACUUGCCCGUUAAUGUGGCGCUCAAUGACAGUCAGCGAGGUGAAUUCAAUAUGCGCUUACCCGCCCGCUCCUGGCACACCGUCAUCUACAAAUGAGCUGGAUGCCAUGGAUUUGAGGAAACUUUGAAUGGGUUAGGCCCAGCUUAUCGAUAGUGAUCUAUAAUCUAUAUAUAACUAAGGGUCCAGCUGGUGUUGCAUGUAGCCGCUACUCCAAGGACCAAUUAGGAUAGAAAACAUGUUUGCCACUCAGUCGCUCAAGUGAUAAACAAAAGGAAGCCAAUAAAUUGCCCCAUAGCAGGAUGCGGAUGCUCGUAUGCGCAGACUCUGGAGAAUUGUCCAAGCGCAACGACCAAGACAACGGAAAUUUGUUUAAGCUGCUCAAUUUGCCGUAGCGCGUCUGUUUACAAUGAAAUUUCAUUUGCCGUUUACUCUCUGCCACACCCCGUCCUAGCUCUAGCCCAUCCAUAGCAAUGGCCUGGCGGCACGGCAAGUAUAAACGAAAUUUCGGAUCAUGUUGAGUGACAACUGGCAGUCGAGCGGCGACAACGACCAGCCGAAAACAUCUUUCGUACAAAUAUUUUCUUAAGUUUUCUUCAAAUGAAUUUUUUUUAUUUUAUUUUUUUUUUUUUUAUUUUUUAUGUGCUCUAUAAAUAUGAUUGUCAAUUGAGCGCACAGCAAAUGCAUUUGCUGCAUCUAUAUGCAUCUGGCCCCGACAAAAUGGGGCGUUUUAUGUAAAUCUAUAAAUUAAAUAUGAAACGUUCAUAAUUUUCGUAUGACCAAUGAGUGCGCCAUAGAGAUUCUUUUGGCAAUAGCUUACAACAAAUUUGUGCUUCUAAACGAAAAGAAAAGUAGAAAAU
This is a messenger RNA of Drosophila hydei, 2536 nucleotides long. Its product is annotated as lysosomal acid glucosylceramidase. The transcript has 9 exons. NCBI's taxonomy places the organism in Eukaryota, Metazoa, Arthropoda, Insecta, Diptera, Drosophilidae. The coding region runs from base 87 to 1775 and encodes 562 amino acids. Gene Ontology annotation, biological process: glucosylceramide catabolic process. Gene Ontology annotation, molecular function: glucosylceramidase activity. The record is from RefSeq and is a predicted model, not a curated record.